This is a messenger RNA of Colletotrichum tamarilloi, 681 nucleotides long. RefSeq lists its product as uncharacterized. The record is from RefSeq and is a predicted model, not a curated record. The transcript has 2 exons. NCBI's taxonomy places the organism in Eukaryota, Fungi, Ascomycota, Sordariomycetes, Glomerellales, Glomerellaceae. The coding region runs from base 1 to 681 and encodes 226 amino acids.
AUGUUCCCCAACACCCUCACUCUUUGCCUUGCACUCACACACCUGGCUGCGAACCUCGUGGCUGGAGAAGCCGCAUUCUACGGAACAAUCCCAGCCAGCGAGCUCCAAAUUCCGUCUUCGACCAAAGGUGCCGCAGCUUCAUGGACCACCUCCUUCAUCGCUCCUCGCUCCACCAGCAAACCCGCGGUUCCUUCCAUCGACAGCCCAGUCUGGUACGCCCAAGAGACCUUUGACGAGGCCCCUCCCCUCGAGAAGAGAAUCAACGUCGCCAUCAACCAGCAGCCGAGAAACUGCAACAAGGAGUCCGACUUCAACCCUCACCCGCCAAUCCACUCCGACAAGCAGCUCAAGGGCGCGGACUACUUUUGCAACAACUACGCCGGCUUCAUGGAGUCCAGCAUGAAGUCUCUUCGCGUCGAGUGGCACGAUGAGUUUCAGGGUCGCCACCAGUACAAGGUCUCCUGGGCUGUAGGCUGUGUCGCCGACGGAGACAGGCAGCAUGUUAAAUAUCCCAAUGGCCUUUCCAACACCAACCCGAGCUGCAACGACUUGAUGAGGGAUAACUACCUACAGUGUAACAACGGUGGCGUUGGAGGUAGGGUACAGGUGGGCUGCCUUGUUUACGCUUACAACGGAGGGACCGUCGCGGGGAGGGAUUAUGAGUCUAUUGGGCUGUGGUGA